Molecule: messenger RNA, 1393 nt
Organism: Ciona intestinalis (vase tunicate)
Lineage: Eukaryota; Metazoa; Chordata; Ascidiacea; Phlebobranchia; Cionidae
Product: dihydropteridine reductase
Biological process (GO): L-phenylalanine catabolic process; tetrahydrobiopterin biosynthetic process
Cellular component (GO): cytoplasm
Molecular function (GO): 6,7-dihydropteridine reductase activity; NADPH binding; NADH binding
Source: RefSeq, a predicted model, not a curated record
AUGUAUUUACAAAACCUUAACACCCUUUUUCAACUUUUAAACGAAUCUAGAAGUGUCACUUCCUUAUACAACCAAAAACACUUCACUACGAACUUGUUGGUAAAGAAUUUACCACGCUGGACUACAAAUAAGACAAACGCGCGUACGCAUACCCUGUAUCGUUGGAUGGUUGAGUUUAAACCGCGAAUGACCCUUCGUCGAAAUCAAGGUUUGCUGCCUUCUUCCUUUUAUUCCAUUUGUUGUAACGCUCCAGUGCCCAAUAUAUAUGAUAGGAAAUGUUGUUUGCACAAGAUUAGUUAUUACUGGGCUCAAACCAAGAAGCUGUCUUACAUAUUGCACGACAAACCAAAAUGUCUGGUUAAACUUUUACAUGAUGUGUAUUUUGACGGAUUUUGCGGCGAAAAAGGUCAACUAUACUCGAAUAUCUGCCGCAACAUAUCACAUUAUGAUACGCCGCCUAUAUUGCAUGUAACUUCAAUUGAUUUGAUGUCAAAUGAUGCAGCUGAUCAGAAUGUGCUGAUCAAGAAUCUCAAUUCUUGGCAAGAUCAACAUGCUGAAGUUGUUGAUGGGUUGGGCUCUCUGUUGGGUAAACAAAAAGUUGAUGCAAUAUUUUGUGUGGCUGGAGGAUGGGCAGGUGGAAAUGCAGCAAGUCAAAAUUAUGUGAAAAACUGCGAUAUGAUGUGGAAACAAAGUGUGUGGAGCUCAACCAUUGCUGGAAAUUUGGCUUCCAAGUUUUUAAAGCAAGGAGGGCUGUUGACUUUAACUGGAGCAGCUCCUGCUUUAGAAGGAACUUCAGGAAUGAUUGGCUAUGGGUUGGCCAAAGCAGCAGUACAUCAACUAUGCAAGAGUUUGUCUGACUCAAGCAGUGGAUUGCCCGUCAACUCAUCUGUACUAUGCAUAGCACCGGUUACUCUGGAUACUCCUAUGAACAGAAAGAACAUGCCAAAUGCAGAUUUCUCUUCAUGGACACCACUAGAAUAUAUAUCUGAAACAUUCUUGGUUUGGGCAAAGGGAGAAAAGAGGCCAGCAUCUGGCAGCUUGUUGAAAGUAGAAACUGCAAGUGGUGCAACUACUGCUACUCCAGUGUAGUUCUUACAAUUGCCUUUGGGAUUGGCUUAUAAACGGCUGCUAAUUUAGCAUUUCAUAAUUUACACAGAAAUCAUUUUACAAAUAACGACUACGGUUGAAAAACCAUUUACUACGGACCAACUUUAUUGUGUUUGUUGAAUCUUGUUUAACUAAUACUUUUCACUGCUGCUCCUUACUAAAACGCAAUUAAAUUGUAGUUACUGUGAAAUGAUUAAUUAAAAUUUUAGUUUGUUAACACAAAUACCGUAUUAUUUGCACGCAGUACUCGGUUUCGCGGCAAUAAACGACACGGCUAUUCUGCCAU